AGCCAAAUAUCUAGACCUUUGAUGAUGCAUGUGCUGGCUGUACCAUGGUUCAAGCUAGACGGACACAUCAAUCUACUCGUGCAAUUCGAUGUGUCGUCUGCAGCUAGCUACUCAAUUCGCUUGACAGACAUGCGGCAUGUCUGGGGCGAAGACCUCGCUGACCAAGACCUCAUAUCUCGCUCUGAAGAGUGCGAGUGUCCAUUCGACCAAGAUGAUACUGAACACUUGUUGCAGCAGCUUAAGGUGAGCUGCCUCAAUGACCACCAAAAAUCGACAUUCAAGCUCAAGCAGUCGUCAUCGAGCCUACGUCUGCAGCUGUCCUCCACGAUCGGCUCCUCUAAUAUUGACCUGGCGUGGUAUUUUGAGCUAGACAAACUGGCGCAUCCUCCCGUUGCAGCUGGUCUGAACCUGGCACUCUUCGGCAUGCUCGCCUUUUAUCAAAGCCAACUCAGCAGCCUACAUCAGGUCAUCAAGGGGAAGGAUGGUGUCAUUCGGUCCAUGACUGACUUUUGCGAGGAGAAUAAUCUGGAAUAUCGACCGCGCCGGCGACAAGCUGCAUUCGAAGCCUUUGAGCCAGAUGACUUCGCUAGAGAGGCACGGCAGGAUGUAGCAGCCAAGUGCUCCACCGCAGCGCAAAUCGUCAACAAUAUUCAUGAAUCUGGCCAAGACGCUACGUUCCGGGAAGAUUGGCGGACUGUCUUGUCGAAUGUUGAACGAUGGGAGUUACAGCUUCUGAAUGACGAGCAGAAGCCUACUUUAAAAAGACAAGCAACGAGUGUCGAUGAGUUCCUGGAAGAGCACAGUCUUGGUGCGGCGUCCCCUGUGGCAAGAGCUGACGCUGAUGCCACAACCGAUGACGAGCCCGAAUUGGAGAAGGCCGAGAGGUCUUCGCAACGUCGUUCGUCUUCUCCAGGAUCACCACAGGUCAUCAAUUCGCUAAUGACGCCGAAUUCAGGUGGAUCCGUCAAAUCGCGGAUCGGUGGCAAAAUAGCGGUCCAGUCUCCCAAGACACCGACAGUCAAGUCGCGCAUCGGUGGGCAGGCAGUCUCGCCGUCCCCUCACACGCCAGGUGUCAAGUCUCGCAUCGGUGGACAGAGUGUAGCGCCUUCACCCAGUGUCGAAACAAAGCUUGGCAAAGCAGCUACAUCACCGGCCCACGAUGCAAACAGAGAACUAGUCUCAGGUGUUGAUGAGCAAGAGGCAAGACGCAAACGGCUUGCUGCGUCAAUAGCACUUGCGCAAGCUGCGCCAUUGCCAAAGAAAAGGCGUCAAUUUUAGCAUUCUUACUACUAUAUAGUCGUGUAUCAUCU
This is a messenger RNA of Protomyces lactucae-debilis, 1310 nucleotides long. RefSeq lists its product as uncharacterized. Lineage: Eukaryota; Fungi; Ascomycota; Taphrinomycetes; Taphrinales; Protomycetaceae. Bases 22 to 1278 code for a protein of 418 amino acids. Gene Ontology annotation, biological process: double-strand break repair via nonhomologous end joining. The record is from RefSeq and is a predicted model, not a curated record. Gene Ontology annotation, molecular function: DNA end binding. The transcript has a single exon. Gene Ontology annotation, cellular component: DNA ligase IV complex; nucleus.